Molecule: messenger RNA, 732 nt
Organism: Hypoxylon fragiforme
Lineage: Eukaryota; Fungi; Ascomycota; Sordariomycetes; Xylariales; Hypoxylaceae
Product: carbohydrate-binding module family 13 protein
Exons: 4
Coding region: 92-595 (167 amino acids)
Source: RefSeq, a predicted model, not a curated record
CGCUCGGGGGCGGGAUCGUUGCGGAUCAAAACUUCUCUCGAUCGACACCUAACUAUAGCCACCACGAUUUGAAAAGUGUGUAAAAUAGAAAAUGAUUGGACAAGUCCUCCUCGCUCUUGCCUUCGCGGCCACUGGCAUUGCCCAGGCUCCCGAGGGCUACCGCACCGUCUACAUCACGUCGAAUGUCGACACCAAGUUCGUCGUCGUCCCCAAGGCGGCCACCAGCGGGAGUGGAGUAGUCGUACAGACCGGUGCCCAGAAGCCAGAGCAGCAGUGGUACCUCACCGACGGCAGCUCCAAGAUCCAACUAGCCAACACCGAGCUGUGUCUUGACGCAGGCGCGAAAUCCGCCUGGAAGGACAUGGCCAACGUGUACGUGAACACGUGUUCCGACACCGCCGAGGGCCAGAAGUGGAACGUCAUGGCCGACGGCCGGAUCGCCGUCGAGGGAUCGACUCCCCAGGAAUGCCUCGACCUCCAGUUCAUGAGGGCGACGGAGAACAACCCCGUCGGCCUGUACAGCUGCGCGGGCCUGGGCAACACUGGCGCGGCGGACAAGGGCAUCAACUGGCCGCUCACUGAGGUUGCGCCUUAAACUUGGGGAUGGAUGUUGCGUCUAGGAGAUUAGGGACAUUUGUGGUGGUAGUUAGGUACCUAGUAGUAGGCAGACUGGUCGAAUCAUGUUUGGCUUUUCUGGGAGUAACUACUGUCAAUUCAAGGUAUACCCAGCUU